CAUCACACAGAAAGUGAACAAACGCUGUGUAGUACUAUUGAAAACAGGAAGUUAGCGUGAAACUGUGUUAGCGGAAGUAGUUCUCUACGGCCCGAAAAGAAAACAAACAGGGAACGCUCCCAGCGGGACUUGAUCACAAGAGAAGGAUGGCUUCAUGUAGUACAAACAAAGAGGAUGAGCGUAAGCUGCGGGAGUGCGAGGUCUAUGUUCAAAAGCACAACAUUCAGCGGGUGCUGAAAGACUGCAUUGUCCAGCUGUGCACAGCCCAGCCCGAACGACCCAUGGCGUUCCUCAAGGACCUCUUUGAAAAACUGGCGAAGGAGGAGGUCCAGCAGAUGGUGUUACAGCAGAAGUCCACGGACUCGCGUGAAGAUGAAGUUUCACCACCUAUGAAUCCUGUGGUGAGGGGCAGGAGCAGAAGGGGCGCUAUCAGUGCUGAGGUGUACACAGAGGAAGACGCUGCCUCUUAUGUCAGAAAGGUUAUUCCAAAAGACUACAAGACGAUGGCAGCUCUGGGCAAAGCCAUGGAAAAAAACAUCCUAUUUGCCCACUUAGACAGCAACGAGAGAAGUGACAUAUUUGAUGCCAUGUUUUCUGUCAACUACAUUGCUGGAGAAACAGUCAUCAUUCAAGGUGAUGAGGGAGACAACUUCUAUGUUAUCGACUUGGGAGAAAUGGAUGUAUAUGUGAACAACGAGUGGGUCACCAGCAUUGGUGAAGGUGGAAGUUUUGGGGAGCUUGCUCUGAUCUAUGGGACCCCACGGGCAGCUACUGUUCGCGCGAGGUCUGAUGUCAAGUUGUGGGGCAUUGACAGAGACAGUUACAGGAGAAUACUUAUGGGAAGCACUUUAAGGAAACGGAAGAUGUAUGAGGAGUUCCUGAGCAAAGUUUCUAUUUUAGAGUCUUUGGACAAAUGGGAGCGCCUGACUGUGGCCGAUGCCUUAGAGACGGUGCAGUUUGAGGAUGACCAGAAAAUUGUUGUGCAAGGAGAGCCCGGUGAUGAGUUUUUCAUCAUCUUGGAGGGGACAGCAGCAGUGCUGCAAAGGCGGUCCGAGGAUCAGGAGUUUGUGGAAGUUGGCAAACUUGGACCAUCAGAUUACUUUGGAGAGAUUGCCCUACUGAUGAACCGGCCUCGUGCCGCCACUGUUGUUGCAUGUGGCCCCCUCAAGUGUGUCAAAUUGGAUCGGCCACGGUUUGAGAGAGUCCUCGGCCCCUGCUCCGACAUCCUAAAGAGAAACAUACAGCAGUACAACAGCUUUGUUUCCCUCUCUGUCUGAAUGGCUUUCCUCUAGUUUCAGAUCCACCGACACAGGUUCGGUUUAUUUUGUAUUCUAUCCCUCUCUCCUCUUUUUUGUCUUUUUUUUCAGAGUGCACUUUGAAUACCUUUCAGAGCUUUGAAGUAGUUGCUGUGAAUUACUAUUUUUGAUAUGGCAUAGGGUGGAAUCCUCAUAUCUCCAAAAAUAGCUCUUUUAAGGAAUUAUCAAAAUAAAGACGGCAUGUUUGUAAAAAUCCACUAGGGUGCUGAUAGAGUUGUGAAAAAAAUAUUAAAUUGACAACAUUUGGCCAUUGGCGGUUUCUGCCCGACCUGCACAUACACAUGCACUCAUAUAUCGACACAACACACUUAACAGACCAGAUUUUUCGGAUUUUUAAAUCACCCGGAGCAUAAGUCGCACCAGUCAAAAAAUAUGUCAUGAAGAAGAAAAAAAACAUAAGUCGCUCCGAAAUAGAAGGAGCAUUUUAGGGGGGGAUUUGUUUGUUUAAAAAAAAAAAAAAAAGACCAAAAACAGGUGAACUGUAACUUCCACCCAAAAUCCCUGUACCCUAGUUAUGGGUGCAUUUGGAAAUAUACUCUGGAGUGAUGUUUGGUCAUUCAGAGUGCCCCAAUAAGGGAGUGUCUGAGCCCAGCAUAUCAGGCAGUAUAAGGAAAUGAAACAGUUCAAGCACGAGCUGCUGAUUGCUUUAUAACAUGGACUGCGUUCAGAAAUUAAUGGGAGGGGAACGACUCAGCCUCUCAUAACACACGCACUCUCAGAGUCUUGUUAGGGCGUCAGAGUGAAUUUCCGGAUCCACCCGUAUUGAUGGUCAAAAACUUAGAAACAUGGCAAAGUUUUUCUUUUUAGUUUAACAUGGCUGACCUCAACAAGAAUCCAGAGUCACAUUGUGGCCAAAAGUAGAAGCCUGUUCAGUUAUUAUGCCUUUUAGUGUUGUAAAUCCUUGCUGUGGCAUUGGGAAACACUGAACGAGCUAUAUGUCACACAUUUGUUGCCAUGACUACUCUUCUUCAGCUUCCUUCUCUUCUUCGACACUCUUUUGGUGCUUGGCAUAUACUGUUAGUGCAUUACCAUCACGUUUUUCAGCACGCUAUAAAGAAAGGUGGUCACCGGCAGUCAUCUAUGAUUACUUCGACGAUGACGACGACUACUACUAUUCCUACUACCUCUCCUUCUUUCUUCUGUUUCUCAUUUUUAUUUAUUUUUAUUCAUUUACUGUCUUUUGGUAGUUGGCAAAUACUUUGAGUGCAUUACCGCCAAUGAAAAGAAGGUGCUGGUAAUGCACAGAAAGUGAACAUGAUGAGGGAACGGGAAUUUUGGGUGCCAGUCCGAGCUCAAAUUUUAAUAUAUACAAGUUGUCCUUCAAACAUAAGGAUAUAAAGUUAGAAAUUUAGAUUUUUUUUUUUUUGGGUGAAGAAGCAACACCAAAAUGGACACAGUUAUGAAGUGGAAUGAAAUUCAUGGGAUAUUUGAAACUUUCUU
This is a messenger RNA of Hippocampus comes (tiger tail seahorse), 2756 nucleotides long. RefSeq names its product cAMP-dependent protein kinase type I-alpha regulatory subunit-like. The transcript is spliced from 11 exons. Gene Ontology annotation, biological process: negative regulation of cAMP-dependent protein kinase activity. Bases 147 to 1277 code for a protein of 376 amino acids. Gene Ontology annotation, molecular function: protein kinase A catalytic subunit binding; cAMP binding; cAMP-dependent protein kinase inhibitor activity. NCBI's taxonomy places the organism in Eukaryota, Metazoa, Chordata, Actinopteri, Syngnathiformes, Syngnathidae. Gene Ontology annotation, cellular component: cAMP-dependent protein kinase complex; cytosol. The record is from RefSeq and is a predicted model, not a curated record.